UUUCAAUCAAGUAUUCAAAAAUGAUUAUUGAGUCCAAAUUAACACGAUUGCGAUUAGAGAUUCACACCCUCUUUUUCAUCACAGACCAAACAGAGAACACAGACUUUGUUCAUUAAAUAGUCAUCCAUAGCUUGCUGGUUUUUAGAGCUAAAUUGCCAGUGACUAUGGGGUCAACAGUGUUUAUUAAGCUGAAGCUUGGCCAUUAGGGUCCCAGUUUCAUUGGGGUAUAACCACUUCGGUCAACUGGGAAUUACCCUCCCUCACCACACCACCAUUAUUUAGUGACUGAUAUACUAUUUGAGGCCAUGUAGUUCUGUUGUCUCCUCUGGAGUUUUGCCAGGUUAUAUAUGAUGUGUUUAUCUACUGCUGUUGUUGCUGCUUUGAGUUACAAACAAAAAGUUUUCACACAACGAAACAAAGAUUGUGACACCUGCGCUCCUCCUUCACCUGUUGGGUUAAUGAGAGGAUGCAUAGGCUACCCUCUUGAACAUGAAUUAUUCUAUUUUUAAUACACUCACCAUGAUUGGUGUGUUUAUUGUUUUUUUUCUGGUGGUAGCAUACAAAGACUUCUCAAACGGUGAAUGAAUGAGAUACUUUGACGGAGAUGGAGUAGCCAUCAUUUGCUCUGAGUAAACACUGAUCUGCCACCAAAUUCCUUCAAGAACUUCCUUGUCUGUUCGUAUUGAACCCGUCCGUCCAUUACAAAGCCGGCCUAUUCAGGGUAUUGAGUUCAAAUGUACGGGUGGUUUUCCCAAGGGGCCGUUCCUUUCCCGCCCAUACCUCGCUCAGUGACACUGUAGGAGGCUUCAUAGACACAUUUUGGUGAGUAGUUUAGAGAACACUAUAGUGUGAAAUUCAUGUAAGAAAAUACAGAAUUAAGACUUUUCUAUGCGUGCCACACUUCUUUGUGGCAACGUUGACCCUCAAAUAGGCCUCUGAAUCCAAUAUGGAGUUAAACUAAGGAGACAACGAUAAUUGUAGAUAGUUCUCCACUCGACCUCGCUCCAUUGAUCAACCCCACAACCCAAAGCGGUCGUGUUCACAAGACAAUCCAGCACGGUACAAAUGGUGGAGCAGGGCCACAGAGUUUCUUCUCCCUUUGUAUCAUAGUGCAACAUUGACGCAACUUCCCCAUUCAUCUGUCUGUCAGCCACAAUGAGUCACAAGCUCAGGAUAAAAGCAACAAGUCAGAAAAAAAAACAGCCCUUCUGUUCAGCAAGAUAAAAUAAAUAAUGGAAAUGGCGUCAGCUGCAGAUAAGUCUAUGGUGGAUGCAUUUCCUCUCGCCUGUGUGAAUCAACAGAGAGAUGGUGAUAGAGGAGAAUGACAUUGGAUUCUCAUGAAUAUGCAUUGGGAAGUGUUUGUUGGGUGUUGUAGGGUGGUAGCGAUAACUAAAGUCAACAAAAACACCAACGGUGGCUUCAAAGUGAGGGCAGUGGUAGAGGGGGGGAGGGCUUGCGUCGUUACAGUUCAGAUGCUAGCAGGAAGUGCUUGCAGGCUGAAAAUAGGCGUAAGUGGACGACAGUUUCAUUUGCAUAGACACAUUUGCUGUUUUUCGGUCAAGCAUUCAUACAAGCAAAAAGCAUGCAAUCAAAGUGUUUUUUUUAAUUGAAAAGCGACUGGACAGAGUUGAACAGAACAAGGUCAAGGAACGAUGGCAUCAAGCAUAAUGGAAGAAUGCUUCAUUAAGAGAUCGCAACAGAAAAAGAAGACGUCUCCUCUGAACUACAAGGAGAGACUGUUUGUUCUCACGCAGGAUAAACUGUCCUACUACGAGUACGACCAGGACAAGGGGAGGAGGAAAAGUCUCCGGGGAACAGUGGAUCUCCAGAAGGUGAAGUGUGUGGAGAAGGUAUACCCUGAGCACCAUGCUCCCACAGAACGCCUCUACCCAUUCCAGGUCAUAUACGAUGACGGGCCGCUGUAUAUCUUCGCAAAGAAUGGCGAAAUUCAAUCGGAAUGGAUACGAAAACUUAAAGAAAUUGUGCGCUACAACAAGGACCUCAAGCAGAAGUACCAUCCGUGUUUCUGGGUAGACGGCCAGUGGCAGUGCUGUCAACAGGAAGUGAAGCAGGCGAUGGGGUGCAGGGUGUUACAAGGCUUGUCCAAAGACAGCAGAGGGGGCUCUGGGAAACCUCUUCCUCCUACUCCAGUAGAGGAGCCGGCCGUCCAGACGUUGUCUCUGGAGCCCCCCAAGCCCUCACUGUCGGUGGGGAUGACAGUCAUCGCCGAGCACGAGUACAUCCCGCUGUCAGCCCAAGACCUGGAGCUGAAGAAGGACGAGGAGUACACCAUCCUGGAGAUGCCCGACGCCAACUGGUGGCUGGCGCGGGAUAAAUACGGAAGAGAAGGCUACAUACCAAAUAAUUAUGUUGUACAGGCUGGAAAUGUUCUAGAAAGAUAUCCCUGGUAUUGUAAGAAUAUGAACCGGAGCCAAGCAGAGAAUUUGUUAAAAACUGAGAACAAAGACGGUGGGUUUGUAGUGCGGGAUUCCAGGCUCAAGGCUGGGCAGUACACAGUCUCCCUGUUCAGUAAGAUCAGUGGGGAGACGGCUGGGAGCUGUCGACAUUACAACAUCUGCACCACCUCCCAGGGGCAGUUCUACCUGGCCGACAAGCACUUUUUCAGCACCAUCCCAGAACUCAUCACUUACCACCAGCACAAUGCAGCAGGUAUGGUCAGCAGGCUGAAGAUCAUUGUGUCCAACCGGGCCCAUGCGCCAUCCACCGCAGGCCUCGGCUACGGUAUGUGGGAGAUAAACCCGCGUCACCUCACCUUCAUCAAGGAGCUGGGCAACGGCCAGUUCGGCGUGGUCAAGUACGGCAAGUGGCAGGGCCAGCACGACGUGGCCAUCAAGAUGAUCAAGGAGGGCUCAAUGUCGGAGGAAGAAUUCAUAGAGGAGGCCAAAAUCAUGAUGAAGCUCUGCCAUGAGAACCUGGUGCAGCUCUACGGCGUGUGCACCAAGCAGAGGCCCAUCUACAUCGUGACAGAGUUCCUCUCCAACGGCUGCCUGCUCACCUACCUGAAGGAGGGCCUGAAGCAGCACCCCACCAACAUCCAGCUGCUUGAGAUGUGCAAGGACGUGGCCGAGGGCAUGGCCUACCUUGAGUCCAACCAGUACCUCCACCGGGAUCUGGCUGCGAGAAAUUGUUUGGUUGAUACCAACGGCACGGUCAAGGUGACAGACUUUGGAUUGUCACGGUACGUCCUGGAUGAUGAGUACACCAGCUCAGAGGGCUCCAAGUUCCCCGUCCGCUGGUCGCCCCCUGAAGUUCUCCUCUAUCGUAAAUUCAGCAGCAAGUCCGACAUCUGGGCAUACGGGAUCCUCAUGUGGGAGAUCCACACGCUAGGGAAGCUUCCCUACGAGCGCCUCGACAACCAGGCCAUCGUGGACCAGGUGUCCACGGGUUACCGCCUCUACCGGCCCCAGCUAGCCAACGAGAGGGUCUACAGCAUCAUGAAGAGCUGCUGGCCGGAGAAGCCAGAGGAGAGGCCGACCUUCCAAGAGUUGGCAGUCAAUGUUCAAGAUCUGCUUUACGAGUUCCAGUAGUCCUACAGCUGAAAACACACACAAACACACACACACACACACACACACACACACACACACACACACACACACACACACACACACACACACACACACACACACACACAC
Gadus chalcogrammus (walleye pollock) is the source of this 3656-nucleotide messenger RNA. RefSeq names its product Bruton agammaglobulinemia tyrosine kinase (gene btk). Gene Ontology annotation, molecular function: protein binding; ATP binding; non-membrane spanning protein tyrosine kinase activity. The transcript is spliced from 18 exons. The record is from RefSeq and is a predicted model, not a curated record. Gene Ontology annotation, biological process: intracellular signal transduction; peptidyl-tyrosine autophosphorylation; B cell receptor signaling pathway. The coding region runs from base 1653 to 3548 and encodes 631 amino acids. NCBI's taxonomy places the organism in Eukaryota, Metazoa, Chordata, Actinopteri, Gadiformes, Gadidae.